Molecule: messenger RNA, 4719 nt
Organism: Cladophialophora immunda
Lineage: Eukaryota; Fungi; Ascomycota; Eurotiomycetes; Chaetothyriales; Herpotrichiellaceae
Exons: 2
Coding region: 136-3939 (1267 amino acids)
Biological process (GO): nucleoside metabolic process
Molecular function (GO): protein binding; catalytic activity; ADP binding
Source: RefSeq, a predicted model, not a curated record
CUGUGAAUUCAUCCUUGCAGACCCUCUAUUUCGCAGCAUUGAUGAGAGAAACAGAACCUUCUCCCCAGCAUUAUGUGUCCUCGGGUCUCGAGCGGCCACUAGUCAAAAGAUUCCCGGAAAUGUUGUCCUCGCGCUAUGUUCGCGCGAGCAUCCCAUUCUCACAGACGCGGGAGCCACGGGUCCCAGAGAGGAUCGUCCAACGGCCGCCAUAACCGGAGUGGCUACGGGACCCUUUCCCGCCAUACAUCUAGCAUAAGCAGUCAAACUCUCAGCUCGCGGACCUCCGAACCAGCCCAAUGGCCACUUGGGCAACCUUAUUCCCACUCUCGAACGCCUUCCUUCAACACUCCAGAUGGACUGUGGCCGCCUUUAGCCCAAUUCGACGAGCGACAGGCUGUCAAGAUUGCCAUAAUAUGUGCUCUCCCGAAAGAGGCGGAUGAAGUUCUCGCCGUCUUUGACAGACCUGGGGAUGAUACCAGACGUUUCAGUAAGACAGCUCGUGAUAAGAUUGCAUACACUAUCUGCUCCGUCGGGAAGCAGCCUGUUGUGGUUGCCCAUAUGCCCGGUGCUGGGAAAGUCAACGCGGCGGCGGUGGCGGUGCAUCUCAGCACCAGCUUUCCCGAUAUCCGACUUGCUUUGCUGGUCGGCAUCUGUGGAGGUGUCCCUGGCGGUUCUGACGGCUCAGGAGACGUUCGCCUAGGUGAUGUCGUGAUAAGUCCGCCGCCUGUGCCAUACGACUUCGGCAAGCAAUACCCAGAAGCAUUCGUGCGGAAGCCGUCACCCGCGAACACCACAUUGGAACUUCGCACUGCUCUCAGUCAGUUGGAAACCGAGUAUCACCGAGAACUUUUGCAGAAGCAGUCAAAUUACCUAUUAUGUGAUCUCCAGGCCCGGCGUCCAAAGACGGCAUAUCCUGGUAUAGAAUUCGACCGCCUUUUCGAGCCAACGUACCUGCAUAAACAUCGAAAUACUAGUUGUAAUACUUGCCACGCUGGGACUGAUUCUGCUGUUUGUUCGGCGGCGCUCAACUUACCAUGCUCUGGACUCGGCUGUGAAGACUGGCACUUGGUUCAGCGUCCCGCCCCAGUCCUGUCUUCCGAUGGCAGAAGAGCGCCCUCUAUCCACGUUGGGACCAUGGCCUCGGGAGAUCGGGUCAUGAAGUCAGGCAUUCACCGUGAUGCUAUUGCACAAACGGAAGGUAUAAUUGCCUUCGAGAUGGAAGGUGCAGGGUUGAUUGACCAUUUCCCAUUUCUCGUGAUCAAGGGAGUGGCCGACUAUGCCGAUAGCCACAAGAACGACGUUUGGCACCACUAUGCGUCCGCCACUGCCGCCUGCUGUGCAAGGGCUUUCCUGGAGAAUUUUUGGACAGAACAAAUGACGGAAUACCAGGGUUAUGGCAACGAUCAGUGGUCCAUCCGUGGCUCGCCAGGUCCAAUACUGACCUCCCAGUCAUCUGGGGUUUCAUCUUCUGAAGCUCCAUCGGCUGAAGAUCCUACUCGUCAACUGGGGGUUUGGUGUGUUUCACUGCGUCGAAAGGUCAGUUUCGCAGGCAGGGUCAACGAACUUGCGGCCUUGGAGGCCAUGUACAACAAACCUGAUUGCUCAUCUAUUUCUCUACUUGGAUUGGGCGGUGUCGGCAAGAGCAAUCUUGCCCUAGAGUUUGCGUAUUCCCUCAGAGAGAAGUCGCCCGAUGUGUCCAUCUUCUGGGUUCACGCGUCAGAUGCCAUCAAUUUCGACAAUGGCUACGCUGAAAUCGGUCGUCAAUUACAGAUCUCUUCGAUGGCGGAAUUGCAAACCGAUCUGAAGCAUUUGGUAAGGCAACAUCUAAGUCAAGAGAGCUUUGGUCGGUGGCUCCUAAUCAUCGAUAAUGUAGAUGACUUUGGGCUGUUCUUUGGCGACGAAGGUACCGCCCGCUCCAAGUCACUCUACUCCUUCGUUCCACGAAGCUCCCGUGGCUGUACCCUCAUCACCACACGCGACAGAAAAGUCGCUCUCAAUUUCAGUCACAGCCACGUUAUUGAAAUCCCAUGCUUGGAUCAAGAGGGCGCUCUCACGCUGCUGGAGACCUUGCUUGAGCCUGCGCCUCCUGCCCUGGAAAGAAAUCUCGCCUGCUCUCUUGUGGAUCGUCUCAAUUAUAUUCCUCUAGCGAUUGUGCAAGCUACUGCAUAUAUCAACCUCAACCGAAUCCACGUUUCAGACUACCUGAGUUUGUUAGACGACAAACAAGAGGAAACCGUGUUUGAACUUUUGGACGAAGAUUUCGAGGACGAAGUGCGGGCGCCGGGGGCCAAAAACUCCAUCAUUUCAACCUGGAAAAUCAGUUUUGAAAACAUUGCACGCCGAAGUCCGUUGGCCCAGGAAUGCCUGGCAAGGAUUGCAUGCAUCGACUCGAAGAUUAUUCCCGAGCGGCUUCUACCACAAGUUGCUUCUCAGAAGCACAUGAUAGAUGCAGUAGGUCUGCUAACUGGAUACUCCUUCCUGACACGGAGAGAUCUGGAUUCAAGUAACAGCAAAACCUAUGAUAUGCACAGCCUCGUCCACCUGGCAUGCCGCAGUUGGCUGCACAAAAAAUCGGCCUUACAAACGUGGGCACCUAGGGCGCUCAAUCGCAUGCUCGAGACCUUUCCAAAGCCUGACCACAACAACAGAUCCGCCUGGUCAUUGUACCUGCCACAUGCCUCUCGACUUCUACAGUCGCCUCACAUUGCUCACAUGGAAAACCGCUUUGAGCUCACGUUCUUGGUGGGGCAGUGUCUCUUUCUUGAGGGCAAAUAUCGUGACGCGACCGCGAAAUUCAGACUUGUUGUGGAAUAUAGAGAGAGGGCACUCGAGCCUUUUCAUCCCAGUCUUCUUCAGGCUUACACGGACUUAUCAGUCGCCUUGGAACGCUGUAGCCAGCUGGAGAAGUCAUUGGAGUAUGGCCAGAAAGCUCUUUGUGGUUACACAGCAACAUUGCCUGCUAAUCACCCCCUUGUACUCAGUGCCUUUGCCAAUAUCGCUUCGGUGAAGCGAAGACAACACAAGUGGAAAGAUGCUCUAAAGUUUGAUCAGACGGUCAUGAUGGCGAGACAGACGGUCUUGGGCGAAAAUGACCCAGACACGUUGAGCAGUAUGGCCAAUUUAGCGGCAUCCUACAAAAGCAUGGGCUCACCUGAGAAGGCAGAGGAGCUUCUUCACCGCGUAGUGGAGGGCCAGAGAGUGGCUUUGGGAGAGGACGAUCCCGUCUUUCUCUCAUCACUGGCGCGCCUCGCUUCGACAUAUCGCUAUUCAGGUAACCUUGCAGAGGCCGAAAGACUCGCAUUGGAAGUCUUGGAUCGGAGAAAACGAGUCCUCGGGUCGCAUCAUCCUGACACCCUCCGGAGCAUGGCCAAUGUUGGCUCAACAUGGCGGCGGCAAAAGCGGUGGAAGGAUGCCGAACGGAUUGAAAGUGAAGUCCUGACAUUGCGAACUAGUAUAUUAGGCAAAGAAGAUCCCCAUACUCUGACGGCCAUGGGAAAUCUUGCAGCCACCUAUCGCAGUCAAGGCAGGUAUGAUAAGGCCGAAGAGCUGGAUGGAGAAGCGCUCAAGAUCAAAGAACGCACGCUCGGGGCGUACGACCAUUCCACUCUCUCGACCAUGUCCAGCAUAGCUUCCACGUACCGAAAAUCCAAUCGCGGGGCAGAUGCGGACAAGAUCAGCAAGGAAGUGCUGAGGCGGUGUCAGCAUUCACUGGGGGACACACAUCCCCAGACCCUCGCAUGCAUGGCUGAAGUUGCUUACAUCUACAAGCGAGAGGGUAGGGUGAAGCAAGCAGCUUCCCUAGCAGAACAGGUAUUAGCGGAGCGAGAACGCACACUGGAUCCCCAAAACAAACUGGUGCGCGAAAUGAGGCAUUUCCUGUCUAGCUUGAAUCGACAGCAUAAUCGGCAGAAAGAGAGGAGAGAGCAUUCGACAAGAUGAGCCAAUGCUUCUGAACCUCGUUUGCUGCAAGCGUAGGGGGCUUCUACUCGAUUGGAUCUGGUAAAAAAAAAAGUUCUCAACGACAAUGCUAGAUAUCUGCCCAGGAAGGAGAGCAAGAGCACGUCGGAAGCGUCGCCCAGGCAACCGGCCACAGUCUUCAAGCGGACCAAGUUCAGCCGUCAAAAUGACCAAGUCCGCUUCGGCAUGCAUCUCUGGACCUUGUCUUGCUUGCUGAAGCAGAUCUACGAGAGAUGGCGUUCAAGGAGCGGGAAAGACGACUCCCCGCCUCUGCCAAUAACCCUAAUUGAGGGCGUGAGCAAAUACUCGGUAAUCCCGGUGCCGACAUUGUCAUUAUCAUGCUAUAGGAUGCUGUGAACUCUCUGUGCCCGCCGUUGUCUAGUCCAUUCAGCCAAAUUUAUUCCUAUUGCAUCUCAAGUGUGAGAGGACGGGCGUCUCUGAGUCUAGUCAAGCAGCUAUCUGGUCUCUGGUUGGUGAGGUUGCCAUGGUUGUCAGAACUUGAUGUCAUCCCAAUAUGAACUGCCUUCUAUCGAUCAAGGUUGGAUUGGAUGGCGGACUCCUGCUGCGUUCUAAGGGACGGUUUGCCGCCGCGAUGAAGGCUGCUCGUAAAGCAACGGGCUGCGCUCGUCUGGCGCUAGGUGGGAAUGCGCGUGCGAGACGACCGAUGAGGUGCGAGAUCGAGUCCAAGUAUUCCAUCCCUCGAAGUUUGCGGGAGUUGCACAAUGUUGUUUUCCUUGUUUGGCCAGCCUCUGGUCCCUAACC